GAAGGAAAUUGCAGGAAGACAAGACUCGAAAAUUGGGUUUGGCAAGAUUUGGAGUUUUGUGUGAAGUGGGUGACUGUUUUGGGAGGGAGACAGUGAGACUAAUGGGAGGAGAAGGAGGAAGAGAGGGGGAGGUCUGCAGGGACAAAGAGAAGCUGGAAGGUGUAUUGAGUCUCAGUCAUGACCACAGCUCCAUGCCGGUAGCUAAGAGAAGGGAGCAGAUCGAGUGAGGAGCCGUCAAGGGACACAGGAUGGUGAGGUGUUGGAAACAUUCAGAAAACAGUUUGGAGGAAGCUCAGUGCACGGAUGGGGGCUCUGCUGCAUCCUCCAAGUCCCACUUCCCACACAAGGCAUUCUGGGUCAGCCUCUCAGCCUCUCUGCUCCUGGUCGUCAUCGCCCUCGGUGUGAUUGGGCAUCUGCGACUGUCGCAGCCUCACUCUGAGUCUUUGCAGCUUGUCCGAAUCACAGUUCCAGAUCAGACCGGAGUUCUGAUCAACCAGUCAGCUAUUGUGGACCAGAAAAAUGACUUGGUGACUUUUUCUGUGACCUCACCCACAAAUCAGACGUCCACUGUGAUGUUUGAUAUCAAACAUGGUUUGAUAUGUUACAAACCUGUCAACCAGGAGAGCUGCUUCCUGCGAAAGAUGGAGAAGUCUGACUAUGACAACGUGCACUCCCUCCUCAACGACUCCGCACACAAGCAGAGUCAGUUCCAGCUGUCCGGGAAUGAGACCCAGAGGCAGACGGAGUUCCUGGGGGUGAUGGCAGCCAGUCAGGUGGAUGUGUCCACACUGGAGGAGCCCCUCCAGGCUCUGUGUCAGGACAGCUCCGUCCACUGGACCAGGAGGGUCGAGGGUGAGAACCUGUACUUUAGACAUGCCCGGGGAAACAGAGGCUGGUCUACUUCUGCAUCGACAUCUGCUUUCCCAGCAACAUCUGCGUGUCCGUGUGCUUCUACUACCUGCCCGAGUGACUGUGCGUUCUCUUCCUCUGCUCCCAGCGAGAGAUCAGGGAAACAAAGUUGUCUUUUUAGCUCCCUCUACAAGAAAAAAAAAAUACACAGAACAAAAGCCAGCUUUGACUGUUUCCUUUGUGCCAUACAGCCGCCAGUAAACCAAUGAAGCAGCCAACCCUCCCAGUCCAUUUAUUCCCAUCCUUCCGAGAGAGAAGAGAUGGAGACAGGCUGUCAUGGUUAUCGCCAAAGCCCCAUCGUCACUCUCUUCAUGUGUAAUACCCUCUCUGGUGGCACACUUCAGAGAUUACAGAAGAAAGAUCCCCUGUUUUUGUAUUUCCUGUAACCCACUGCUACAGUAUAACUACGUGUAAUCAUUCCUGUUGCGAUGAGAGUGUUUUGAUCUGUCCAAUAAAAGACUGUUGUGUAUUUGUGGCCAAUUUUUCU
Epinephelus lanceolatus (giant grouper) is the source of this 1396-nucleotide messenger RNA. The record is from RefSeq and is a predicted model, not a curated record. Lineage: Eukaryota; Metazoa; Chordata; Actinopteri; Perciformes; Serranidae.